Molecule: messenger RNA, 3224 nt
Organism: Ylistrum balloti
Lineage: Eukaryota; Metazoa; Mollusca; Bivalvia; Pectinida; Pectinidae
Product: U1 small nuclear ribonucleoprotein 70 kDa-like
Exons: 10
Coding region: 366-1532 (388 amino acids)
Biological process (GO): mRNA splicing, via spliceosome
Cellular component (GO): U2-type prespliceosome; U1 snRNP; precatalytic spliceosome
Molecular function (GO): mRNA binding; U1 snRNA binding
Source: RefSeq, a predicted model, not a curated record
GUUCAGUACAUGAAUAUUUAUAUGGCUAUCCUACUUUUUGUUUCUGAUUACAAAACACACGAUUCACCGAGUGAAAUAUACAAAUAACAUUGGAUUAAAAUAUAUUUAUCAGAUCAGUGUUUGAGAAAUUAUUUACUGCGGACGGAGGCUUACCACAUUCCCAGAGGUACGUCAUCAAAAGCUUAGACAAUUUAAACGUAGCACAGACGUUGUGUGGUGCUGUUUUCAGGGAGAAGGUAAAAAACAUGUGCAGCACAAAAGCCCGGUGAGAUGCGUGGAAAAUAAUUGAUUGUGAGGGUCGAUAAAGGAAACACGAUUUGAAAAAAAACAUUAACAACUAAAAAGAAGCAAAGCAUCUCAGAAAAAUGACUGCAUUUUUGCCACCAAAUCUACUCGCACUUUUCGCCGCUAGAGACCCAAUAACAUAUCUACCACCGGCUGACAAACAAAGCCACGAGAAGAGAAGAGUGCCUUAUGGCGGAGUGGCAGUAUUUCUUAACGAGUUUGAGGACCCCAAAGACACACCACCACCAACACGAGUGGAGACUAAGGAUGAACGGAAAGAAAGGAAGAGGAAAGAGAGGGCUGAACAGAUUGCGUACAAGCUAGAACAAGACCUGGCUUUGUGGGAUCCAAACAACAACCCAGUAUGCACAAACGACCCAUACAAGACCCUGUUUGUUGCUAGAAUUAAUUUCGACACAAGCGAAUCCAAACUGAGAAGAGAAUUUGAAGUAUAUGGACCCAUUAGAAAAAUCUCCAUGCUUACAGAUAAAAUAACAGGAAAGCCACGUGGUUAUGCCUUCAUAGAGUACGAACAUGAACGUGACAUGCAUUCUGCCUACAAGCAUGCAGAUGGAAAGAAAAUUGAUGGACGACGUGUACUUGUCGACGUGGAGCGAGGGCGGACAGUGAAAGGAUGGCAGCCUAGACGCUUGGGUGGAGGUCUCGGUGGUACCAGAAAGGGUGGACCUGAUGAGAACACCAGAUUUUCUGGACGAGAUGAAUACAGAGAACGUGACAGUUCACGAGAGAGAGGAGGUGGAGACAGGAGAGGACGGCCCAGGAGCAGAUCCAGGGAGAGGCGUCCUCGUUCUCGCAGUCGGGAACGCGAGACUGCAAGGAGGAGAAGCAGAAGCAGGGAACAUAGGCGAGGCAUGGAUGAAGAAGAAGACAGGAGCAGGAAGAGGGGAAGAAGAAGUAGGUCUCGAGACCGCAAACAGAGGAGCAGGUCACGUGACAGGGAUCGCAAACGCUCGCGUCGUAGUAGGAGUCGAGAUCGCGGUGACCGCCGCCGUGACAGACAAGAAGGCCAGCCAGAUGAAGUCCUGCAGGAUAUGCCCCUUGAUUUUGAUGGAAAGAUUCACAUAAAACAAGAGGAUCAGAAUAAGGGUUACCCUGAUGAGGAACCCAACGGGUUCCCCCGGGAAUUCCGAGAGGAUGCUGAAGGGAGGCAGCCACCACAGUUCCCGCCACAAGAAGAGAGACCCCCAGAGGACAGGUUACAGGAAGAGCAGGCAUACCAACAGUGAGGAACAGCUAGCAGAUGAUGAAACAAAUUGAAAUUACACUUCUUUUGUUAUAUCCAUUCGGAUCAAAGCACUUACAUUUUGUGGAGACUUUGUCUUGUUACAGCUUAGACAGUUAAUAUGCUUGAUAUCACCUAAGUAUUGUUUAGGGGAGUUAGUCCUUGUUUAUUGGUGAACUCUUUACCUGUACAUUCUGCAAGUUUUAAAGAGAUUAUUUGGAGUGGUUGUUGUAUUGUGAUUAGUAGCAUUGGUGUGUACACUAUCCUGAAACACAUGCUAAAACAUUACAAUUUGGGAUAUGUGCUUAAUGAGGCUUUUUAGACUUUUUAUAUCCAAUUUUAAUUUUUCAGAAGAACAGUUUGAAAUUUUUCAACUCAAUGUGACCAACACUUGUAAGGGAUAAAUCUGAAUCGCAACCAUAGACACUUUUACUAUGUGUGUUUACAUACAUUUGAAAUAUUUUGCAUGUCUCGGUUUCCUUGGUAACAGAAUUUAGAUUUUAUAUAUAUAGAAAAACUAUAAUAUUGACAUUUAAGCUACUGCAUUAAUUAAUGACAGUUUAGCGUCAAUUAAUGAAUUUCAAUUAUUGCACUUUUGGUCUGACAAUCUGCCCAGGAAAGUCCAGAGUGAGAGGGCUUGAAUUGUUUGUAAUCAAAAUAAACUUUGAUCAGCUCAUCAUCAAUCCACACCACAGAGCUUCUGUAAAGGUUUCCACAUCUUUCAUUUAGGUCUGUUAUAAAGGAACAUGUUGAGAUUUGGGUAAAUGAUGGAAAUUGGUUAAGAAACUGACUUAAUUAAGGGUAAAAAGGAUUGGAAAUUUUAAGAUCUUUUUUGUAAGGAAGAAGGAGUAAAAUUUGAAAGCUAGGAAUGAGUUUGAUAGGGCAACAUGAUUUCAAAGCAAUGUUGAGAAAGAAAUCAAAUCUGUAGCUCUGUGUCAGGCUACUCAAAGUUGUACUUUAUAGUAUAGGGAAGGAUUCAGCUAUCGAGGAUAGUGUCCAGUCUGUUAUGUUUUACCAUUGUUUAUAAAUAUAAUAUGUUAUGCAAUAGAUGAUUUUCAAUCAUCCUGUCUUGGUAUAUAUAUUGUCACAAUCAUUUUCAUCAUUAUUACAUUUGUGCUGUAGUCUGUGUCUAUAACAUUGUCAUCAAUCACUGUCAUACACAUCAGCUGACACAUGCUUUGUAUGUACUGCAAGCUAGACAGUAAAUGCUCUUAGUGUAAUUUUGCUGUACAGUGAACACCGUAAAAUGCUGCCGGGGUGAUGUUAAUAAAAAAACAUUGUGUGACGUUAUACCGUAUCACUUAGUCCCCCAGACUAGUGUGAGAUUUUAUUCUAGAUAUGUGGCAUGUUAAUGUCUCCUGGGAUAAGCCUUCUAAUAGAUGUUAUAUCAUGUAUCAUACGCUAUGACCUCAUUAGCUUGCCUCAUUUCCAUGAAGUUUCGGCUACAUCUCUGUAAUCAUGUUUAGUCAUUCAUUUAACCACACAAAGCCCACUGGAUCAGAGUUAUGCAGGGGUUUUAGAUAAAGAGCCAUUCGUGUCAACUGGUACCAGUUGAUAUGGUUUGCUAUUGAGUCGUAGGAAUAUAUUGGAGGAAACCGAUGUGAUUAGGGCUCCAAUUUAAAAUUGUAGCAAAUUGAGGUCAUUUGAACAUUCUAAAUUAUUGUAUUGUCAAGUGGUGAAUAAAGUUGUUCCUGUA